GUGAGUUGCAGGGGAUAUUUUGUCGUUUUUUUAAAAAAAUUUUACUAGAGUGUGCUUUCGAGCUUCAUCGCAGGCUCGUUCGAGUCACUAAGUGUUGAAUCCCUGUUUUGAUCCCCAAUCUCUCGCUCGUGUCUUUCCCAUUUGGUUCAAAUCGUGCGCUUUUUCUUACCUGGUUAGAGUCUUCUCGGAACCCAUUUCUGGAUUAUGGAGGCUGCGCGGGGAGAUGGAGGAGCCUUCGAUCAUACUUCGGAUGGGGAUGUGAACGUCCCGUCCGGAAUUUUUUUCAAGGGUUCCACUUCGGAGGCGAUUGCUCGGGCUCAGCAGGAUGAUUUGGUUCUUAUUGUCUUCGUAGCAGGUGAUGAUGAGGAGUCGGUUUCCAUGGAGUUGACGACAUUUCACGAUUCAGCGGUGUUGGAUGAGGUGAAGCAGCACAGUCUGAUCCUUCGAUUACAGGAAGGAACCAUUGAUGCUGCUUAUUUUCAAGCUAUUUUCCCCCUAAGUCGUGUUCCAACAAUUACAUUCCUCGGAUAUAAAGGCUCGCUACUGUGUCAGUUGGAGGGCUACCAAGGAACAGAGGAACUCUUGACAGCUCUGCGGCAGGCCGUGGCCACUGCAAAAACUCAGCUGCAGCAAGCGCGUGCAGCAAGCGCCAUGGUUGCCCUUCUUUCUUCAGCAAACAUGACAGCGAGUGGCACCGCUUCUUCAGCUCCUGAGUCUCAAUCUGCAGGCAACUGCACAGACGAAGGUACUCCAGUACAAUCAAACUCCAGCACAGUGGCGAAUUCCGUUGCUCCCGAGCGAGAAGUAAUGCCUACUGGUCAAAACGAGGGGUCAUCAAUGGGGGUGGAUGUUGCAAGUCGCAAAGAACGAACCGUUGUCACUAGUAGUCCUGUCAAUCCUGUGGCGCACCCAAUUCAAGAGGCUGGUCCCUCGAGGGUCGAAUCUCGUGAUGAACGGGGUUCUGGUGGUAGUACCUCUACGGAAACCAACACAUUAGCCUCAAAAUCUAGUGCCGCUAAAAAUGAUUCGCAAGUUUUAAAGGCUGCCGAGGCUAGAACAGUUGUUAAGCAGGGGAGCGGGAACGGAAAUGGGAAAAAUACCAGCAUGCGUCGGGAACAAUCAGUGGAAAAGCUGGUCUCAGUGCCGCGCGUCAGGACUGGUCCGUUUCCUCUACAGGUUAAACUCACAAAUGGUGAGACAAUACAAGGGACGUUCGAGUCUUACCAGCUGUUGAGGGAUGUAAAAAAUUUCAUUGACCUUCAGCGAACUGACGGUAAUAUGGAUUAUCGGUUGGCUGUUCCAUUCCCUCGAAAAAUAUUUACUGAGGAAGACAUGGAUAAGGCAUUAUCUAAAUUGGAUAUUGGUCCACGGUCAGCAUUAUUACUUGUAGGCAAUGGCACUCCAUCGGAUAACUCAUAUCAUUCUAGGACUUUGCAAAAUAACGAUUCCCAUAGCUCUGCUCAAAGUGAAGCAAAUGAAGGUGGCGGAUCUUAUGUUGGAAGGUUUUUAUCUUUUCUGAGUCCAUAUGUAUAUGGUAGGUCUAAUUCACCCCAAGAUCACAAGAGCUCCUCAUCUGCACCUCCUAGCGAAUCGAAUCCAGGUACGACCAGAGCUCUACGGGAGAGCUCUCAUCCUACAAUUGUAAACUCAAGUCGACCAGAACCACCAGUUCAGGAGAAUUCUGCGCAAGCUGGAAGGUUGAGUCAAAGAAGAGGGGGUAGUUCAAAUGUUCAUACUCUUAGGGGAAAUGACGAGGAUCCUUCGCAGGGUAAAAACACGUAUUGGAAUGGAAACUCCACACAGUUUGGUGGAAACGAUGAGGCAAAAGAAGACUGAGACUACUUAUUUGAGAUAAAGGCCGUUUGAAUUUGGUUUCAUGCCAACUGCUGUGUCUCUUACCGAUCGUAGUUUAACUCUUCUAUAAUGGAGCGGAAGCUAAGGAGCUGGAUCCUUACAUUGUUUGUAACAAUGAACUUUCAUACGGCGGUAGAGUAGAGUGAAGAUCUAGUUUUUAGAAAUAGCCCUGUUGCACCUGUAAUCUAUUUACAUGUCCUCUCCCCUAUUUCAUAUGCACAUCUCAUGGAAUUUUUCAAUUCAAAGAUAAAAGUGAGCCAGCAGGUAUGUAUGAUUUCA
Messenger RNA from Physcomitrium patens, 2133 nucleotides. Its product is annotated as plant UBX domain-containing protein 11. Lineage: Eukaryota; Viridiplantae; Streptophyta; Bryopsida; Funariales; Funariaceae. Gene Ontology annotation, molecular function: protein binding. The record is from RefSeq and is a predicted model, not a curated record.